CUCCCCCGGGCCCGCAACGCUCCGAGCGCUCCGCCAGCGCCGCCGCGCCCGCGGCACCGGCAGCGGUGAGCGUGGCAGGCUAUGGGAUGGAUGAAGCUGAGCAGGACCAGUAUGAAGCUCGCCUCAAGGAGCUCUUUGACAGCUUUGACAGCACAGGCACGGGCUCCCUGGGGCAGGAGGAGCUCACUGACCUCUGCCACAUGCUGCACCUGGAGGAGGUGGCCCCAGCACUGCAGCAGACCCUCCUCCAAGGAAACCUCCUAGGCAGGGUCCACUUUGAUCAGUUUAAAGAAGCACUUAUCCUCAUCUUAUCCAGAACCCUGUCAAAUGAGGAGCACUUCCAAGAACCAGAUUCCUCCCCAGAAGCACAGCCCAAGUACAUCAAAGGCGGCAAACGCUACGGGCGCCGCUCCCUGCCGGAGUUCCAGGAGUCGGUGGAGGACUUUGCCGAGGUGACGGUCAUCGAGCCGCUGAGCGAGGAGCCACAUCCUGCUCACAUUGCUGCCAGCCAGGAGCACUGGAAGACGCGAGGCAGCGAGGAGUACGAGGCCGAGGGACAGCUGCGCUUCUGGAACCCAGACGACCUGAACGCCUCCCCUGGUGCCUCACCGAGCCCAGACUGGAUCGAGGAGAAGCUUCAGGAGGUCUGUGAGCACCUGGGCAUCACCAGGGACGGCCACCUGAACAGGAAGAAGCUGGUUUCCAUCUGUGAGCAGCACGGGCUGCACGCGGCGGCCGGGGAGGUGCUUGAAGAGGUGCUCCAUAACCUGGAGCAAGAUGGGACCAUGAGCAUCGAGGAUUUCUUUUAUGGCCUGUUUAGAAAUGGGAAAUCUCUCACCCCUUCAGCCUCUACUCCAUACCGGCAGCUGAAACGCCACCUCUCCAUGCAGUCCUUCGACGAGAGCGGCAGGCGCACGACCACCCCCUCGGCCAUGCCCAGCACCAUCGGCUUCUCCCUCUUCUCCAGCCUGGAUGAUGGGAUGGGCUAUGGCUGUGUGGAGGGGGUCCUGGACUGCUGGCACCAGGAGGGCAUAGAGAACAGCCAGGAGAUCCUGAAGGCUCUGGACUUCAGCUUGGAUGGGAAGGUGAACCUGACGGAGCUGACGCUGGCGCUGGAGAACGAGCUCCUGAUCACCAAGAAUGGGGUGCACCAGGCAGCCCUGGCCAGCUUCAAAACAGAGAUCAGGCACUUGAUGGAGAGGUUUGACCAGGUGGCCAGGGAGAAGGAGAAGCUGCGGUCGGACCUGGAAAAGGCAGAGAAGCUGAAAUCCCUGAUGGCCUCGGAAGUGGACGAUCACCACGCCGCCAUCGAGCGCCGCAACGAGUACAACCUCAGAGAUUUCACAUCUCUGCUGCCAUCACGUGCAGAGUGUGUGUGUGCACAGCUCUCAGAUGAGCUGUCAAGCCAGGAGGAAAACAGCCGCCUGGAAAACGAGCUCCUGGAAACAGGAGAAAAACUGGCUGAGUGUGAAAGUCUGGCAAGCAAACUGCAGAGGAACUUGGAAAACGUCCUGGCUGAGAAGUUUGGUGACCUGGAUCCCACCAGUGCAGAGUUUUUCCUGCAGGAGGAGAGGCUGGCCCAGAUGAGGAGCGAGUACGAGCAGCAGUGCAGGGUGAGCCAUUAUGAAAAGCAGCUGCAUGAGACAAAAGCCCACUGGGAAAAGGAGCAAGAGGAUAUGAGGCAGAAGUAUGCUGAGGAGAUGAAUGUCGUGGAAAAGCAGAUCACUGGCCUCAAAAAUCAAAUAGCAGAGCUGCAGGGCGAGGCAGCAGCGCUCAGAGAGCAGCAGGAGAAGCUCGACUGUAAACACAAGGAGGAGAAAAACAAAUUGCAGAUGCAUUUUGAUGAGGAGAAAGCCAAUCUGCAGGAACUGCUGAGGCAGGAGCAUGAAGAUGAUGUCAGGGCCAGACUGGAGCAGGUGAAUGAGAAGUUCAGGCAAGAACGGGAGGAGCUGAUCCAGAAGAGUGUCUGGGUGGAAGAGAAGAUGAGAGCUGUGGUGCAGGCUCUGCAGGAGGAGAAGGGGGAGCUGGAACAGGGCUUCCACGAGCAGCUGAAGAGGCUGGCAGAGGUGCACGCCCUGGAGAAGGAGGAGCUCCAGGAAGAGCUGCUGAGGAAGCACCAGCAGGAGCUGGAGGAGGAAAGGAAAAAAAUGGCAAGUGACUAUAACAGAAGAGCAUCUCAUGCAGAAACUCAGUUUUCUGUGGACACACAAACACUUGUGAAUAAAUAUGAAGAAACCUUGCAGAGUCUGGAAGGACGUUACCAGCGAGAGCUGCAGGAGCUUGCUGAGCAGCAAAGAGAGGAGAAAUCCCAGUGGGAGUUUGAAAGGGAUGAAAUUGCUCAGGAGGCUGCUGAAGCCCACGAGCAGCUGAAGGAAAGCUUGGCAAGUGAGAAGGCUGUUUGUUCUGCCCUGAGCCAGGAGAAGGAUCUCCUGGAGAAAAACUUCAAGGAAGAAGUGAACAAGCUGGUGUGUGAGAAGGAGCAGCUGGAGAAGGAGCUGAGAGAGCUGAGGAAUGCUGCCCAGGAGCAAGAGGAAAAGAUGAAGGAGAAAAUAAAACAGCUCCAAAAUGACCAUGAAAAAGAGCUAAAGGAGAAAGAUGAACAAAUAUCCACAGUGGAGCAAAAUGGGAAACUGUUUAGGGAAAAGCUGGAGAGACUGGACAGUGAGUAUAAGCGAGAGAAAGAAGAGCUCAAUUCCAAACUUCUUGCUUUGGAGAGUUUAAACAGAGACAUUUGUGAGAGAGCAGAGACAGAAAAGGCUGAGCUGGGUUUGGAAGUCUCAGACCUCCGGGGGAAAAUACAGAAAUUGCAGUGGGAAACACGGAGUUUUUCUGCCCUGCAGAGCCACUACAGGGUCCUGGAGAGUGAGUAUGCAAAAGCCAAGAGCCAGAUCGCUGCUUUUCCUGGUGCAGCUCCUCUGGGAGAUGAUGGGGAUGUUCUCCAACACCUGCAGAAGGUGCACGAGCAGGCAGUGAAGGAGAAUGUCAGGAUGGCUGCCCAGAUCCUCAGGCUGCAGCACCGGCUGGAAGCAGCAGAGCAGGAGCUGCCACCUCCCAGCCCCAGCUGCUCCCAGUCUGGCUCAGAACCGGAGGAAAUAGAUCCCACUUUUGAAGGGUUGCCCAGUGAUUGUCAAGAUGUGGCCGUGGGAGCAGAUUUCAGUGUCCUUCCGCCUCUGGAGGCUGACACUACAGACCUGGAAGAAAUGUCAGAGAUGGAUUGGGAUUUGGAGGAGAGAUGUGUGAAAGCCAGGGCUGGUGGCCACCCUGAGGCACAGGGGUGUUGGAUCCAGGGAAGUCAAGCGGCUCUGGAUGCUGAUGGCAACCAGGAUUGUGACAAGAACCUUUCUUGGGUGCCUCUGCUGCCAAAAGAGAGAGAUCUGGAGAAAGUUCCCAGGCCAGAAGCGCUGCACAACGAUGUCAAACAGCAGAAGGUUCAUCUGCUAAAUCACAGAAUAGCUCCCAAAAAUAAAGGGAUUGUUUCUGAUGCUUUGAAGAUGCAGGUGGAGCUGGAGAGGGCUGAAGAACUGAGUGAAGACUCUCUCGUGCUGGAUCACACUCCUGGGGCAGCAAAUGGUGACCUGAAGAGCGUAAUAGCUCAACUUUGGAAAAGGAUGGAAGAGCUGGAAGACAGAUCCAUGGCACAGGCUGAACUUCUGUCGCUACAAGAAGAAAUUCAGAUAGAAAAUGAGGACCUGAAGGCUGAAGUGAUGCAGUUAAUUGAAAAGAAUGGAGUGCUGGAAGACAAGCUGCGUAGGCUGAGAAGCCUUUGUUGUGAACAAGAAGAAAACGAGGUGGGAAGAGUAAAGUUUGAAGAGGAAAACGCCAAAUUCCUCGUGGAAGAGAAAGGAUUGGAAGAUAUUAAAGAAUCAGAGGAUGUCCAAGAACAAGAUGCUCAAGGAAAAUCAGGUGUGCCCAGGGACACGAGAGGUGGGAAGCUGGAAGAACACCCCACUGCAUUCCCGGGCCAGCAGCACAAGGAUCCCCAAAGCGCCAGCACCACGACACAAAUGGAAAAAGCAGGAAUGAGGGAUCCCAACCCCCAGGUGAAGGAGAACACUGUGGGUCCCCCAGAGGAGAGGAGGGCAGUGACCCAGGGCUUGCAGAGCACGUGCACUGAGCUGCAGCAGAAGGUUGACCUGCUGAGGUGUGAGGCCGAGAAGCUGCGCGAGGAAAACGCCGUCCUGAAAAACGAGGUGACUUUAUUAAACGAGGAAGGGAGCGCUUCCAGCCUGAAACUGAGGGAGCUGAAUGGAUCCAGGGAAGAAAUGAGGCAGAAGAUAGAGGCUGUGAGAAAGGAGAAAGUGGCUGUGCAGAAGAUGGUGGACAACCUGAAAAAGCAGGUGGCUGAUCUGAAGACCAGGAACCAACAGCUGGACUCUGAAAACACAGAACUCAGCCAGAGGAACUCCAAAAACCAAGCAGAUGUGCAGGAUCUCAAUCAACAGCUGGCAAGGGUGCUCAAGCAAAAGGAAAGGGAAGAGGGGAAGUGUACCCUGGAAGAAUGGGAGAAGGAGAGGCUGCUGCUGAAAGAGGAGCUGGAAAAGUCCAAAAUCAAGUCAUCAAAUAUGGUGUCGUCUUUGGAGAUGGAUUUGUCAAAAAUGAAGGUUCAAGCUCAUCUGUUGGAACAGGAGAACCACAUCCUCAAGCAGGAGCUGGAGAAGACAAAACAGCUGCCCAGAUGUCCUGAUCUUGCUGACCUUCAAAAUGAAGUUUCAAGUUUAAUCACUAAAAAUGAAAAGCUGCAGAAAGAGAAAGAAGCCCUGAGUGAGGAACUGAACAGAUGCAUUGAUAAGGUGGCUCAAGUCAGCUGCCUGGAGAGUGCAAUUGGCAGCUUGAAGCAGGAGCAGAAAUCCUGGGAGCAGCAGAGUCAGGCACUGAAAGCACAGCUCAGCCUCUCCCAGGACAAGGUUCAGAGCCUCAAUGAAACUCUGCAGAGCACCAACCUCCAAAUGUCCCGGCUGAAAUCCGACCUGCAGCUGACACAGCAGGAGAAGGAAAGCCUGAAACAAGAAGUGAUGGCAUUGCACAAGCAGCUGCAGAACAGCAGUGACAAGAACCGGGUUCUGGAAGUGGCUGUGCCUCCCUCAGGGCUGCAGGACCAGCAGGGGCCCAUCCACUGGGAUGAGCAGGAGCAGAGGCUGCUCAGGCAGGACAACGAGAGGCUGCAGAGGGAAGUGCAGAGCACAAAAACAGACCUGGCUCACUCCAGGGAAAAGAUCCGACAGCUGGAAUCCACAAUCCUUUCCCUAAAGCACCAAAAGCAUCAGAGCCAGGCAGGGAUUGUCAAAGCCAUAGAGCAGGAGAAGCUGAGCUUGAAGAGAGAGUGUGAACAGCUUCAGAAAGAGUUGUCAUCUGCAAACAGGAAGAUCAGUCAGAUGAAUUCUCUUGAACGUGAACUGGAAACCAGCUCAGAAAACGAAGGGCUGAGAAAAAAGCAAGUCAAGCUGGAUGAUCAGUUAAUGGAGAUGCUCCAGUCCGGGGGGAUGCGUAGCCAGAGCUCCCAGCAGCAAGGCUGUGCCACGGUGCCCAGGGAACAAUUCCUGCAGCUCCAGCAGCAGCUGCUGCAGGCAGAGAGGAGGACUCAGCACCUCCAGGAAGAGCUCGAGAGCAGACCCUCGGGGACAAACAUGCAGCAGGGGGGUCAUGAGCAGCUUCUAAAAAUGAUGGAAGAGAGGAUGAUGGAUGUGGAGCAGAAAUUAAGGCUUGUGAAGAGGCUUCUCCAAGAUAAAGUAAAUCAGCUGAAAGAACAACUUUCCAAGAACACCAAGGCAGACGCCAUGGUCAAGGAUCUCUACGUGGAGAACGCGCAGCUGCUGAAGGCUCUGGAGGUGACAGAGCAGAGGCAGAAAACUGCAGAGAGGAAGAAUUAUUUGCUGGAAGAGAAAAUUGCCAACCUCAACAGAAUAGUGAAGAACUUGGCCUCCCCCUCCUUCAGCCCAGCAGCAGAGAUCAGGUCGUAGCAAAGCUGUUGUGUGUCACAGCCCCGUGCACUUUACUGAAAUGGGAAUAUUUCAGCUUCUCACUGCGUUGCCUUUUUUUACUGAAUGAGUUUUAGUUACAAAUGCCUCCCCAGAGAGCACAGAGCUGAUUCCCAAAAUGGACACUACCCAAGGAGAAUUUUGUUGGUUCCCAAACUGGGUUUCUGUUAAGUUUUGCCUGAAAAUAAUCAUCACUAUGUGAAAAGGCCCCACUUACGUUUUUCUAGGUUAACCUAUUUUGAUUAUUUGACUUUCAUUUAAAAUCCAAAUUCUGAAUUUCCUGUAUUGGAUCAUCUAGAU
This is a messenger RNA of Pyrgilauda ruficollis (rufous-necked snowfinch), 6275 nucleotides long. It is a transcript of the gene NIN, whose product is annotated as ninein. Gene Ontology annotation, molecular function: calcium ion binding. NCBI's taxonomy places the organism in Eukaryota, Metazoa, Chordata, Aves, Passeriformes, Passeridae. Gene Ontology annotation, biological process: centrosome localization; microtubule anchoring at centrosome; centrosome-templated microtubule nucleation. Gene Ontology annotation, cellular component: mitotic spindle pole; centriole; ciliary transition fiber. The coding region runs from base 87 to 5957 and encodes 1956 amino acids. The transcript is spliced from 28 exons. The record is from RefSeq and is a predicted model, not a curated record.